This is a messenger RNA of Rangifer tarandus platyrhynchus (Svalbard reindeer), 1101 nucleotides long. NCBI's taxonomy places the organism in Eukaryota, Metazoa, Chordata, Mammalia, Artiodactyla, Cervidae. The record is from the annotation of a GenBank genome assembly.
AUGUCCCAUGAAAAGAGUUUCUUGGUGUCUGGGGACAGCUAUCCUCCCCCCAACCCUGGAUAUCCCGGAGGGCCCCAGCCCUCCAUGGCACCCUACCCAGGGGCCCCUUACCCACAGGCCCCGUUCCAGCCAUCCCCCUAUGGCCAGCCAGGGUAUCCCCAGGGCCCCAGCCCUUACCCCCAAGGUGGUUACCCUCAGGGCCCCUACCCCCCUGGGGGCUACCCCCAGGGCCCCUACCCCCCAGGGGGGUACCCCCAGGGCCCCUACCCGCCAGGGGGCUACCCUCAGGGGCCAUAUCCGCAGAGCCCCUUUCCCCCCAACCCCUACGGACAGCCACAGGCCUUCCCAGCACAGGACCCUGGCUCACCUCAUCAUGGGAACUAUCACGAGGAGGGGCCACCAUCCUACUAUGACAACCAGGACUUCCCUGCCACCAACUGGGACGACAAGAGCAUCCGCCAGGCCUUCAUCCGCAAGGUGUUCCUGGUGCUGACCCUGCAGCUGUCCGUGACCCUGUCCACCGUGGCUGUGUUCACCUUCGUCGGGGAGGUGAAGGGCUUUGUCCGGGAAAACGUCUGGACCUACUAUGUCUCCUAUGCCGUCUUCUUCGUCUCCCUCAUUGUCCUCAGCUGCUGUGGGGACUUCCGGCGGAAGCACCCCUGGAACCUUGUUGCGCUGUCGAUCCUGACUGUCAGCCUGUCCUACAUGGUGGGCAUGAUCGCCAGCUUCUACAACACCGAGGCGGUCAUCAUGGCCGUAGGCAUCACCACAACCGUCUGCUUCACAGUGGUCAUCUUCUCCAUGCAGACCCGCUAUGACUUCACGUCCUGCAUGGGCGUGCUCCUGGUGAGCAUGGUAGUGCUCAUUCUCUUCGCCAUCCUCUGCAUAUUCAUCCGGAACCGCAUCCUGGAGAUCGUGUAUGCCUCGCUGGGUGCUCUGCUGUUCACCUGCUUCCUGGCAGUGGACACUCAGCUGCUGCUGGGGAACAAGCAGCUGUCCCUGAGCCCGGAGGAGUAUGUGUUUGCUGCGCUGAACCUCUACACGGACAUCAUCAACAUCUUCCUAUACAUCCUCACCAUCAUUGGCCGCGCCAAGGAGUAG